Molecule: messenger RNA, 1137 nt
Organism: Microdochium trichocladiopsis
Lineage: Eukaryota; Fungi; Ascomycota; Sordariomycetes; Xylariales; Microdochiaceae
Exons: 5
Coding region: 1-1065 (354 amino acids)
Source: RefSeq, a predicted model, not a curated record
AUGGAUCGUCGCCAGGCUCCUCCUCUUCCACCAACUCCGCCCGGCACGUGGGUGUUUGACCCGACCGCGCCAAAUCGUGGCCCCGAGGUCAACACCGCUGUCUGGACACUCUUUGGCUUCUCGACGCUCUUCCUCAUCCUGCGUGUCUACUGCAAGAUCCGCAAGCUGCGCAGGCUCUGGUGGGAUGACUAUGUGUUGCUGGCAGCAUGGCUCUGCUUCACCAUCUCAUGCAUCCAGCUUAGCAUCAACAUCUCGCGUGGCUUCGGUCGGCCAGGUGCCAACAUCGACCCUGCCAACGCGUACGACGUGGGUUUCGGCGGCCUGAUUGUCGGCGCCUUCAUCAUCCUCGCAGCGGUGUGGAGCAAGACGUCCUUUGCGCUGACGCUGAUGCGCAUCGCCGGCCCGAAGCUCAAGAUUGUCCUCUGGGUCAUCAUCGCGCUGAUGAACAUUUUCCAGUUCGCGGCCGUCAUCAUCCAGUGGACGCAGUGCACGCCCCUCGAGAAGGUCUGGAACCGGAGGCUGCCCGGGGGCACGUGCUGGCCUGUGCCCGUCAGUGUCGGCGUGUCCAUGUUCGCAGCGGCCUUUUCGGGCGUCAGUGACAUCAUUCUGGCUGGGUUGCCUUGGGUCAUCCUCGUCAAGCUGCAGAUGAAGACGAAAGAGAAGAUUGGAAUCGCUGUGGCCAUGAGCAUGGGCAUCAUUGCCGGAGUCACUGCGUUCAUGAAGUGCGUCAAGAUCCCCAUCCUCGGCAGCCAGGAUUUUACACUCCAUGGCGGCGAGCUCACCAUCUGGGCUUCCGCCGAGAUCGCCACAACCAUCAUGGCCGCCUCGAUCCCCGUCCUCCGCACGCUGCUCCGCGACGUCAAGUCCUCCUCCUCGGGCAACUCCCCGCUAAGGGAACGCACAACCACGUCUCCGUAUCAGCUAGCCACAUCCGCUCCGGCUCUGCCGGCCACCCCAACAACAACAACAACAUCAGCAUCAUCAACAACGAUGCGUACUACUCUGACAACAGCAGCGACAAGGGAAUCCUGGCAGGCGCCGCCACAGAGAGUUCCGGUGCUGUAGGUGGGGAGGGCAUCGUGAAAACGGACGAGGUCAUGAUCACGUAUGGCGCGCGCGGGGACGGUUCGAGCGUGG